This is a messenger RNA of Balaenoptera ricei (Rice's whale), 1134 nucleotides long. It is a transcript of the gene ACTRT2, whose product is annotated as actin related protein T2. Lineage: Eukaryota; Metazoa; Chordata; Mammalia; Artiodactyla; Balaenopteridae. The record is from RefSeq and is a predicted model, not a curated record. The transcript has a single exon. The coding region runs from base 1 to 1134 and encodes 377 amino acids.
AUGUUUAACCCACACGUGUUAGAUUCUCCAGCUGUGAUUUUUGACAAUGGGUCCGGGCUCUGUAAGGCAGGCCUGUCUGGAGAGAUUGGCCCCCGCCACGUCGUCCACUCCAUUGUGGGGCACCCCAAGUUCAAGAUGCCUUCUGCGGGGGCCAAUCAGAAGAAGUACUUUGUGGGAGAAGAGGCCCUGCACAGGAACGAGGUCUUACACCUGCACUACCCCAUCGAGCGAGGCCUGAUCACAGGCUGGGACGACAUGGAGAAACUCUGGAAGCAUCUCUUCGAGUGGGAGCUGGGGGUCAAAGCCAGCGACCGGCCGGUGCUCAUGACGGAGCGCUCACUGAACCCCAGGGAGAGCCGGGAGAAGACGGCCGAGGUGAUGUUUGAGAGCUUCGAUGUGCCCGCCUUCUACCUGUCGGACCAGGCCGUGCUGGCCCUCUACGCCUCGGCCUGCAUCACGGGCCUGGUGGUGGACAGCGGGGACGGGGUCACCUGCACCGUCCCCAUCUUCGAGGGCUACUCCCUGCCCCACGCCAUCACCAAGCUCUACGUGGCGGGGAGAGACAUCACGGAGCACCUCACCCGGCUGCUGCUGGCCAGCGGGAGGACCUUCCCGUGCGUGCUGGACAAAGCCCUGGUGGACGACAUCAAGGAGAAGCUCUGCUAUACGGCCCUGGAGCCGGAGAAGGAGCUGUCGCGGAGGCCGGAGGAGGUGCUCAGGGAGUACAAGCUGCCCGACGGCAGCAUCAUCCGUAUCGGGGACCAGCUGUACCAGGCGCCCGAGGCCCUGUUCUCGCCCGAGCAGCUGGGCAUCCAAAACCCGGGCCUCUCCAAGAUGGUCUCCUGCAGCAUCACCAAGUGUGACGCCGACAUCCAGAAUAUGCUCUAUGGGGAGAUUGUGCUGUCCGGGGGCACCACGCUCUUCCGGGGGCUGGAUGACCGUCUUCUGAGGGAGCUGGAGCAGGUGGCUUCCAGAGGGACCCCCAUCAAGAUCACAGCGCCGCCCGACCGCUGCUUCUCCACGUGGAUUGGCGCCUCCAUCGUCACCUCCCUGAGCAGCUUCAAGCAGAUGUGGGUCACCUCUGCAGACUUCAAGGAGUUUGGGACGUCCGUGGUUCAGAGAAGGUGCUUCUGA